This is a messenger RNA of Nematostella vectensis (starlet sea anemone), 3686 nucleotides long. RefSeq names its product photoreceptor-specific nuclear receptor-like. Gene Ontology annotation, biological process: cell differentiation; regulation of transcription by RNA polymerase II; anatomical structure development. The record is from RefSeq and is a predicted model, not a curated record. Gene Ontology annotation, molecular function: zinc ion binding; RNA polymerase II cis-regulatory region sequence-specific DNA binding; nuclear receptor activity. Lineage: Eukaryota; Metazoa; Cnidaria; Anthozoa; Actiniaria; Edwardsiidae. The coding region runs from base 1938 to 3614 and encodes 558 amino acids. The transcript has 4 exons.
CCUUUCUUGACAACUUUUGAGCAACACAUUGGUAUAAAAUCGAUAUCCAAACCAUCAAAAAGUUCGUUGUUUCAUCUAAAAAAUAAUAAUCAAAGCAGAUUUUAUUAAAACGGCUCCCAAAUGAACAGUCCUCACUCGUUUUACGUGUCCACGAAAUCUGAUCAGCGGCUAUAUUUAUCGGGGUAGGAACUUCACACGCGAAGUAUACUGAAACUCUUUUUAUUCUACGUGUAAUGUUUGGAAAAAAUAUUUAAAUGAGAUUGUUGAAAUGAAAACAAACAAACAAACAUGUUUUGAGCAUUUGUCUAGAAAAAACGACUCUAGAGAGCGAGCAACUUUUUUUAAUUUUUGUGGCAACUUUUGGAUAUAUCAGCAACUUUAGAGCAACUUUUGGCUAUAUUUUAAGCAACUUUUCCCAAAUUUACUAGCACAAUCUAAACAUGCCUAAUGACGACAGCGGUGUUAGAGAUGUCUCUGUAGGGACUUCCGUACACCCAAAUGACACUAUUACUUUUAUCCUCAGCAAAAGGGUUACGCUUUUCUGCCCUGUUGUUUACUAUCUCUUGAUUUUUUUUUUUGCCCUUUCGUGCCCUAGUCACUUUUAGUUUGCAAUUUUACACCAAUUUCAGAUAGAUCAUACUCGGAUAGUCCGUAGGUAUCAAAUAAAUAAGCAAAUAAGCGCAAAUAAAAAACAAACACGAUUUAAAUCCCUAUAGCAUUUUCUUUAAUGUACCUCUAAAAGUCCACACCGCGUUCAGAGAUAAGUAUUGAGCCAUUUCUACCCUAACCAUGACCACUGCACGUAAUGAUACAUUGAUCCUCGGUACAACCUUAAAUGAAAUAGGUGUAUAAAUGAGGAUGAACUUCAUUAGCAUUGUAGUCAGUCAUCAGUCCUUAAUCCUGUCAAAUCGUGUAGUCAUACAUAAAAAAUAUUGAUAAUUAUUUCUAGCUGAUUUAAUAAAUGAUCAAUUAUAUAUUCAGAAUUUCAGAAGUGUUAUUGUUUUCAAUUUACGUAUGUAAAUUUGAAUUUAUAUGUAUAUUUGCAGAUUCGAAUGAGAUUUUUGAGGAAUUAUGCUGUGAGUUUAAGUUUUAAAACGUUUAACCUGAAGAAGGCACGUAUUGGCCUGCCUAAAUAUCGUUCUAAAUAAAUCUGCGUUGUUGUCGACUUUUUCUUUUAAAGGUUUUAUUAUUUUUUAUUUGUUUUCUUAUGGCGCGAAUCGAAGCCCUUAUUUUUCUAUGUUUGACUUUGACUCAAUGCUUUUUCGCUCAACCUCAUUGCGUGACUCUGAUCUAUUUAUUGUUAUCUCUCAAGACGUAGUUCUAAGUAAUUCCUUUUCUCUCGCGUCACCUGAUUUUUUUUUUUCAACUGCAUUGCGCGACUUUUUUUCUCCCAAGUCCAUUACGUUUGUAUACGUCCUUCUUGUGGAAUCGCAACUCGGACUCCAUAGUAUAACGGUGCGGAACUAAAGUUAAUAAAAGAAAGAAGGCUAGCUAAAACGUCAAAUUAUCGCAUUGUCAUAGAACCAUGAGCUGUUUAAACUUAGCCCACUUAGGGAAAUGAUAGUCGAGCGCUUUGAAUUUUAAAGCCACAUCUAUAAACGACUUAUGAUUUGGAAUAUUUGAAGAAAAAAUAAGAAAUCGUAAGUUGUAAACUAACUCUUGAAACUUGAAGCGCUUAAUGCGAAUUGAAGAACAAUAUGAAACACUGACUUUAGUUUGUAAAUUAGGACAAACAUCAAAUCUUGAAAAGGCUUCGAAGGCUGAUGCAUUUUACGAUGUGAAACCGACUUGAUCUGUUUUAAUUUCUAAAGUCACAAAACAAACCAAACCAAUUAUUAAGCCAGACUCUGUAUCACGUGUACAGCGGUUGUCACGCGGUCACACAACACCCACCCGCCAUCCUCGGUCAUGCGUGUAGUGUCAGUCUUCUUAGGGCCAUGUUGAAAGUCACUCUUUUAUGCUGUCUCGACUUUUGGCUUGCCAGUCGCUUCCAUUCACUCCACAUGAACGACUCACACGAUCCGAGGACCGACUCCAAACCGUGCAGAAAACGCAUACAAGAUGACCAAGUGUGUGUUGUGUGCGGAGACCAAUCGACCGGUAAACACUAUGGCGUCUUCGCGUGUGAUGGAUGCAGCGGAUUCUUUAAGCGCACCUCUAGACGUCUCGAGCCAUGGGUUUGCAAGGCGCAGAACGCAUGCUCAGUGAAGACGACCAGUAGAAACGAGUGUAAGGCAUGCCGGAUGAAGAAAUGUGUCGAAGUCGGUAUGAAGUUCGAUGGAAAGAGAGGCAGAAAGUCUUUCAUAACGGAUGAAGAAUUAGUUGCUGAACGCCUCGCCAUCAACGAGGAUCGCCUAGUCAACGUGACAGUUGCUGACGUCAGGUCUCUCACCGUUCCUAAUAGACCGGCACCGGUGUCCCCAAGCACCGUGGUUAUUAAGUGCGAAGAAGACGAAAAUUCGCCAAUGGAAACGCUGCAGGCGCUCAAACAACGAGUGGAACAACAAGCAAACGAGCACUCAAACUUCCCCUUGAACACACAUACACCGUUAAACUCUCACACGCAACUGAAUCAACAAGGUAUAAAGCACUCUGACUUUCAUGUUAGCACACAAACGCCUCUUCAUCAGCAGGCAACCGAGGACUCGAACUAUCCUUCGGGUACAGACUUUGACACGAUAAAUCCCAGCAAUUUCAGCUCAACUAUAAGCGAGUCAUCACAUAGUGCUUCUCCUUACGAGGAGCUAUCGACUCCAAAUAGACCGACAAUAUCUUAUGUCCAACAAGUGUCGAGCAGUAAGCGAGGGGAGGCCACCGUGUUCACUCCUAUGGGGCAAGUAGCAGGGGAGAGCCGUCCGAUAACCCGUCACCCGGACACCACAACAGAUACUCGGCAUCACUCGUCGCCACAAACACAGCAGCUCAUGGACAACCAACACACACCUCAUUUUGUCUUCCCUGUGCCCUCCCCGAACAGUCGAAUUUGCGUUGUUGCUGAGCUGGCUAAGGCGGUGGAACCAAUCCACUUUAUUGUAUCAGAGAAUAUCCAAGACGCCGCGACGAGAUUGCUCUCCGCUUCCAUCCGCUUCGCUCGUAACGUUCCAUGUUUCACAAGGCUUCCAUUCAGAGAUCAGAUCAUCCUGUUAGAGGAGGGCUGGAAGGAGCUGUUCCUACUGGACGCGGCGUACUGGGCACUACCCUUAGAGAUAGCUUCCCUUCUAGCCGUGACUGGUGGUUGCCAUAGUGACUCCUAUCGGCAUAAGGCGAGUGAGAUCAAGCUGUUGCAGGAGCUGUUAGCGCGUCUUCGCUCAUUUCAGAUGGACUUGAAUGAGCUUGCAUGCCUCAAGGCGAUUGUGUUAUUCAGACCAGAGACCAAAGGCCUAAAAGACUCCGACCAAGUCGACAAAAUCCAAGACCACAUCCAGCUUCUUCUUGCCCAUCACACGAUGACAAAACACCCCACCCACCCCUCCAGGUUCGGCAAGCUGCUACUGAGCAUAUCCCCCUUGCACAGUCUGGCUGAGAAACCCAUCGAGGAGGUUUUGUUUAGGAAAACAGACGAUAAAGACAUCUUUGAGAGCGUGCUUUCACAGCUCAUGGACAACAGUUGUUAACGAGACGGAGUCCCUAAUGCUUACUAAAUUCCAUGCCAUUACAUAAUCGUGCCAAACUGCAUUCCACCGCCA